Messenger RNA from Ambispora leptoticha, 1700 nucleotides. The record is from the annotation of a GenBank genome assembly. NCBI's taxonomy places the organism in Eukaryota, Fungi, Glomeromycota, Glomeromycetes, Archaeosporales, Ambisporaceae.
CACUUCGAGCAGGUCUAUAAUAACUACUCGCGAACCUGACAAAGAACCAUCAACAAAUAUUCCCGAACAGCCCGAGACUAACGCCAUGGCUCAAAACACUCAGGACACCACGGCUGAAGACACUACAGCUCAAAACAUUACAAGCACACUUGACGCCCUUCAUCUUGAUCCUCCAAUCACUCCACCCGAAACUGUGGAAUCCCUUCGUGCAUAUGAAAAAGAGCCAGGCGAAGCACAGAAGUUUUUAGAUCGCAUGGAAGAUGGCUUCACGUGGCCCGCUUCGAUGCCCGAUAACAUUAGAAGACAGGUUUUCUGGGGUUUCACUGAUGAUGUUGACGCUCCUGAAGGUGACCUAGAUCGAGAAACCGCGGCAAAUUUUCUUUACUUCUUUAACAGUCUCGACAAGGGCAUGUUUGAUGAACAUCAGAAAGACUGGGUACUGGUGUACGGACAGAAGGUAGUGAAGUAUGGGUCAGAUGAGUACACAAACCAGCAAUUAUCAGACCUCGAAGAUGAAAUGCCCGGUGCCAUUUAUAUCCCAGUUGAUCCAUUACUUCGUGAAAAAUAUUUUCAUCCAGUUCCCGCGGCGAGGGCGGUGAAAUCUCAGCGUUCCAAUUAUGGAGAACACCUGCUCAAGGUUCGAGUUAAAAAAGUCGGAUCAGAGGAUCAAACUUCUGUCAUACUUGACUAUCAAUUUUAUGAACCUUUGGACAAUAACAAGUUAUACAAGACGGUUCUCGACACGGGCGCACCAGAAACAAUAUUACCUUUUAACGUCCGUCGACGUCUUGGAAAAAGUGGUUGGUACAGUUCUUCUACCACUGCUCUGGGCUAUGGAGCACCUGCUAGAUUGAUUUUGGCUCGUGAUCCAUUUUUAGUGUCCAUUGGGGACGACAAUGGCUGGAGCAAUUGGGUCCAAACUAACACUCUUCGAGUUUGGGAAUCAAAGCCUGGUGAUCAGGUAGAUUCUUCCCUGAUUGGGGAUGACGUAUUAGAUGAAUUCAACUAUGUCCACAGGCGAAAAAAUGAUGAUAUUAAGGAAAUCAAACAAUCUUCAGCCAAUACUAGUAUUUCUCCUGAAAUAAAAUCUGACAAUACUCACGAGCAGACAGCAUCACGAAAGGCAGGUCUUCAUUUAUCCAGAAAUAAACCAUGUGAAAAAGUGAGACCGAAAGUCCCACUUGAGCAAAACAGCAAGUCAGUGCUGAUACAGCCUGAAGAAACAAAAGUUUCGCAUGAUUAUAUAGUCACCCAAGAUUUCAUUCAAGAAGUGUCUUCAGGGUUCACAGAUGAGGAGAUCAUCGAAGUCAUCGAUGUACUCACUACCAAUACGACAAUAGAAGUUGAGCUAGCUCAUUUGUUUCUAAAAGUAAAUAUUGAGGGAAAAAAUACUAUACAAGCUAAACAGAGAGAUUUCAUAACAGACAGCGAGAAAACGAUUAUUCCAGGAUAUAAUAAAACACCUUUCUGGAAUAACUUUGGAAACCUUACUGAAAGUGAAAAAGUGAGACCAAAAGUCCCACUUGAUCAAAAUGACGUUGUCAAUCAUGUAUCUAAUACAGAAUCUACUGAUAUUAUCAGCAGAGCUGACAUGAUCAAGAAGACCUCAUCGAUAGCUCAGAAAAGUGUACCGCCUAUAUUUGAACCAGAAGUCGAUGUAAGUAUAUCUCCUGUUUCUGUCAAUUCGAAAACCAAGAUAA